Messenger RNA from Rangifer tarandus platyrhynchus (Svalbard reindeer), 879 nucleotides. NCBI's taxonomy places the organism in Eukaryota, Metazoa, Chordata, Mammalia, Artiodactyla, Cervidae. The record is from the annotation of a GenBank genome assembly.
AUGUUUAUCCUGGUCAAACAAAAAAAUGAUGGGGAUAAUUUUUUCCCAAAUCAAAGCUAUGAAUGUCACAUUCAGAAGUUAACUGUUCUAGUUGUGGAAAAACGAAUCUGUCCACUUGAUGAAGACUCCGGAGAUGCUACCAAACAUGCCAGCAAAAGGGAACCUGAGUUUCCUAGUUUUUCAUUUCGUCCAUCUUCCUGCUCCUGCUCUUGGUUGCCCAGAGCACUGAGAGCAUGCCGCAGGUUUCCUGAAAUUCGCAGUAAAGCAGAUAACCUCAGCUUUCUUUCUUUUUUUCGUGUCUGUCAUUCAAUCCUUCCGCCAGAUUCCUCAUGUUUGACUGCAAGAUCUCUGGGCACAGGCAUGUUUCUUGCUCUAUAUGUACAAGAUCAUCUUACAACAUAUGAUAAGGACCACAUCCAAGCUAUCACUGAUGCUCUGAUUAAUGCAUGCCACAACAAAUAUGCUGUCAGCAAAACAACCACAUUAAAUGAUGAUGAAAUUAUAAGCACUGUGAGUGACCUCUCUGGAGCUGAUGGAAAGAUUGGGAUGAAAUCACCCAGGUUUGAAGACAGGAAACUUUUACCCUACACAGAAGCUUUUAUAAAUGAAAUAUUCAGGCACACCUCAUUUCUUCCUUUCACUAUUCCUCAUUGUACUACAACAGACACUACUCUGAAUGACUCUUUCAUUCCCAGGAAAAUAUGCACCUUUAUUAAUAUGUAUCAAGUAAAUCAUGAUGAGUCUAUGACCUCUGGUGCAGAGAAAACAAAUUUUUCUCCUAGGAAGAGGGUGACAUCUAUAGACAAAGAGAUCCAGUUCUUUAUGAAGUCAGAACUAUUUGGGAUAAUCCCAAUUUACUUAGACCUGAGAGACUUCUGA